AUGGGGGAUAUUGGGGUUUUGAAUCAAGGAUGGAAAUGGCUAUUAAAGGAAAGCCUUUGGUGUUCUAUUGCAGCUAAGAAGACUGUUUGUGGUUUCAGGGAUACAAUUGGGGUAUUUACUAGACAGCAUUGGCCUAAUGUUUGUUAUGGGUUUGGAAAAUUGGGUAAAGUGUUAUGUUUCUUGAUGAUUCGAUGGAAAGAUUGUUUUAUUCGUGGAUGUGGAUCGCUUUUCGGUUUGGGAACAGCCGCGUUGCUUGUUAUCAUAUGGAGUUGUUUUCUUAGUUUGACAUCAAUGUCAUGCUUGUUAUAUCUUCUUCUUGGUAUGGGAACUGCUGGAUGUGCUGUCUGCUAUUUGGGUUUCACUCCAGGUCUAUUGGUAGUGGGGCUCUUUUCCCUUUUGGUCCUACGGAUGUAUGUUAACUUUUUGAUCGUUGGUCCAUUAUUCAUUGUUGGAGGUUUCUUGUUUUCACUAAACCAUAUAAGGUUGGUGGUCUUAGUGGCAACGGUAUAUGCUCUCUACCACGUAAAACAACAAAUCGGGUGGUCUGGAGUUUUGAUAUCGAUUAAUCUUGCUUUUCUAUCCUGUGAUGCACUAAUCUGCAUGCUCCAAUCGUGUGAUAAUCCAAGCGAAAAGAUACAGUUUGAAGAGCAAAAAGUACCUGAAUCAUUUGUUGAAGAUGACUUCUCAAAAGAGAACAAGUCUUCUGUCCCAUUUGAGGAAUCCGAGCAGGUGGAGUCAUGUAAAUCUUCAAGCAAACCAGCAACUUCUGGGAACAAACAGAAGAAAGCUUCAACCAUCUCGAUCCCUGUGGUCAAAAACGACAAAAAUGCGAUCAACGAGAUGAAAAGAAUCCUUGAAUGUUUGGAUCACUAUGAAGCAUUAGGUUUUUCUCGAUACAGGACCAUUGAUGCGACCUCCUUGAAGAAGGAAUAUAAGAAAAAGGCGAUGCUUGUGCACCCCGAUAAAAACAUGGGAAGUCCAUUGGCGAGUGAAUCCUUUAAGAAAGUUCAAUGUGCAUAUGAGGUUCUUUCUGAUUCUAUGAAAAAAAGGGACUAUGAUGAGCUCUUGAGAAAUGAAGAAUUAAAAAGUUUGUCUCACAAGUCUGCUAGUACAUCUUGUCAGGCGAGUGCCGAUUACUAUUCAGAGGAAUCAAGACGUAUACAGUGCACGAAAUGUGGACUUUCUCAUAUAUGGAUAUGUACAAAUAGGGCAAAGUCGAAGGCAAGAUGGUGUCAGGAUUGUUGUCAAUAUCAUCAAGCCGGGGAUGGGGAUGGAUGGGUAGAGUACAAAGGUUCACUCACCUCUGAUCAUCCUCAAAAGGUGGAAAUUCCACGGGCCUUCGUAUGUGCUCAGAGCAAGAUCUUUGAUGUGUCGGAAUGGGCCAUUUGUCAGGGAAUGGCGUGUAGGCCAAAUACCCAUCGGCCGAGUUUUCAUGUUAACAUGGUAGGAUUAGAGAAAACUCAAAGAUGCAGCUCAAGCAGAUAUCCAUGGGAUUCAGAUGCAGAAAUGACAGAUGAAGAGGAAGAGUUUGACCUCUGGCUUCAGCAAGCGGUAGCCUCGGGUUUCUUCUGUGAAACCUCCAAACGUAGGAAGAGUUGGAGCCGAUUCAAGUUGUCUCAUAAGAAGGUAAAGAAACAAUGGACCCGUAUGUCCCGAUGGUCACAUUAGGAACCAUGGUUGGUCUUUCAUCGAACUACCCGAGUACCCGUUACUGGAUGAUGCAUUCAGUCGCUCUACGAACCAAAAAACUGGGACAAAAUUGAAGAUAUCGACCCAAGAUUCUUGGUUUUGAAAUCAUUUUGGAUGUGGGAUCAUCUGGGAAUGCAAAUGUAUGAAUGCUCACAAGAAGAACAAGAAUCAGAAAAAUCAUUGAAGUGAAUUGUUGUUGCCUUUUAGAUAAGCAUUUUGGAAACCUAAA
Messenger RNA from Cynara cardunculus var. scolymus (artichoke), 1918 nucleotides. RefSeq lists its product as uncharacterized. Bases 1 to 1668 code for a protein of 555 amino acids. The record is from RefSeq and is a predicted model, not a curated record. The transcript has 9 exons. NCBI's taxonomy places the organism in Eukaryota, Viridiplantae, Streptophyta, Magnoliopsida, Asterales, Asteraceae.